This is a messenger RNA of Neodiprion fabricii, 1514 nucleotides long. RefSeq lists its product as uncharacterized. The record is from RefSeq and is a predicted model, not a curated record. Lineage: Eukaryota; Metazoa; Arthropoda; Insecta; Hymenoptera; Diprionidae. The transcript is spliced from 5 exons. The coding region runs from base 111 to 893 and encodes 260 amino acids.
GAGCCGGGAAUAUAAGAGGCUCUCAGGGCGAAGUCAUUCUCAGUUUGUUAUGCAUUUCACGCGGACGGUGUUCGACGAUCGCUCAAUUCUGGGCAACCAGACGAUCACGAAUGACGAUGGAUAACAGAUUCAUUUUCAAAACAAUCUUCUUGUUGCUGAUAGCGACAACAUCCGAGGCAAUAUUCUUUGAUUACCCGAAAAAAGCGCUCAUGGACUUCUUCCAUUCUUUGAAAGAGAAAAAGGAAUCCGCGAAGAAGUCUCACGACGACGUUCAUCACUAUCAUCUUCACUAUUAUCCGGUGCCGGUGAGCGUCGUCAUCGACGAUCAUCACGAGCACAUCAAGGCGCCAGGAAAGCAUGAAUUGGACAAUUUGCACAGAGAGGAGCUGAGAUCCUUGGGAUGGACCGAUCAGGAGUACAAACACGUGCCUGAACCAGAACUAAUUAUUCCUAAACACCAGCAUCACGAAACUGGCGGUGAUCUUUGGCCUCAGCAACAUCAGAGUCACCUUUCAAACGGUUUGACGCUUCAAGAUCAGAUUGACAUCGCUGCGAUUAGGCAAAAGAUAGAGCGGCACUCGAAGCAGCAGAAGUACCAACCGACGGUGGAACACCAUCAUCCGACACACAUAUCUGUCCAUCUUCCUUUCCAUCAGGAGAUCAUACUUCAUCAGCCGGCCCCCGCAAAGGAGGAAAAAAAGGUUCACCCGUUGACAGCAUUUUUUGAAAAACUUCACAGCAUUAAAAAUUCUCUCUUCAGUUCACACGAUGACAAAAAGUCCCAUCAAUGCGACGAUAAGAGCGAAAACGUCGCCACCAUUACCUCGAAAAUCAAGUCGAGCAACGCUUUUACAAUUUACACGUUUCAUCCAAAAAAUUUGAGGAAAUACUGAAUUUAUUUGCAUCGUCCACUUUUUCCCCGUUUCAUUUUUUCUCCAUCGAGAUUGGAGUCAGUUUUAGUUUUUCAAUUAUAGUUUCUAUCACAGUUUUACCCAGAGGCUGAACAUUUAAUUAAAAAUCUCUACGUCAAUACAGGCCAGAUUCGUAUUUCUAUGACAUAACUAAUCGCGUGUUUUCAUCUUUCGUAUGUUUUAUUUCUUGUUUCUCUUUUCGCCCCCCUCUAUUAGUGCGUAUUAUUAUAUCUUCACUGUCGAUUCUCACAUGCAUAAUAAACUGCCCCUGAACGAUAUGGCGCAGAGAAAAUAAUUGAGGUGAAAAGUUUGUACAUGCGGUGAAGUCUGCGGGUAACGUUUUCUCAUUAUAACUUUUUCGUUAUUUAUUCUUUGUCUUUUAUUUCAUCACUAUCAUUACUGUGGUUAAACUUUAUUUUACUUCAUAAAAUUUCGCAAGUUAUACGUUUAGCAGCUAUACGUGUCCGAACUUCCGGUUUGCUGAUAUUAUAUAUUAAUUUGCGAAUAGAGCGUUUUCUCGUUGUCACAUAACGCAAAACGAGUGCAGUGUCGAAUGUUGAUUUUUUAUUGUAUAAAAGAAACCAAUUGUGAUUAUAAGUAUAA